Molecule: messenger RNA, 926 nt
Organism: Homarus americanus (American lobster)
Lineage: Eukaryota; Metazoa; Arthropoda; Malacostraca; Decapoda; Nephropidae
Exons: 6
Coding region: 16-810 (264 amino acids)
Source: RefSeq, a predicted model, not a curated record
CAGCGAGGCGUCAUCAUGGCUGACCAAGUGCCCCCCCUGGAGGAUGUGCCGGAGGUUUUGGAAAGAGUGCAAAAUGCAGAACAGAUGAAGAGAACGGCUAAAGAAAACAAAGAGGUUUCUUUACCCGAGGUCCCAACAAAAAAGGCUUCUCUCUUGCAGGCAUCAGCUCAGAAAUCCUCAUCAUCAAAUUUUGGUGGAAUGAAGAAAGGUUUUCUCUUUGGAGGACCCACAAAGGGAAAGAAGAGUUUGUCUACCAGGACAAGUAAUAAGUCAUCAGGUGCAGCCACACAAUCUGCUGAGAACAUCCCGAUGAUCAGAGCCCGACCGGAGAAUUCCAGUCUUGUGUUUAAGGAGGUCCAAAAUGCCAUGGAUGCUAACAAUGCCAUGGAGUUCCAAGAUAAGUUAGCAAAGAAGCUGGAAACAAACGCCCACGUACGAGAUGUAUUGUCUGACCCAGCGUGGAUACCAAUUCUUGAUGAAUUUCAGCGAGAUCCUGAGGCAGCAAUGAAGAAAUAUAGAAAAGAUGUAGAGGUCACAAGCACCUUGAAAGAGCUGUGUAAUGUCUUGGGUGACACCUUCCUGCACAUGAACAGUAGCAUAAAAAGUGAAGAGGAACUUUUGUCUAGCAAGUUAAUGGAGAAUCCACAAGUGAAGGAGGCACUAAUGGAUCCCUUGGUGCAGCAGAUGAUGGUGUCCAUGAAGCAAGGAGCAAAUGAUAAAGUUCAGAGAUGCUUCCAGUCAGCAAACCCAAGUCAAAAGAGACACAUUCAGACUCUGAUAGAUGUUGGUUUGUUCAGUUUUGCUAUGUAACUCCAUAAAAGAAAUAGAUCUCAUUCAUAAUUAAGAUGGUAGGUACUGGACUACUUAGUUAAUCAAACCACAUCAGUGUACAACAAAACUCAAUGCAAUUAAAGAAUUCUAACCAA